This is a messenger RNA of Rhinolophus ferrumequinum (greater horseshoe bat), 4011 nucleotides long. It is a transcript of the gene CDC42EP1, whose product is annotated as CDC42 effector protein 1. The record is from RefSeq and is a predicted model, not a curated record. The transcript is spliced from 3 exons. Bases 2322 to 3416 code for a protein of 364 amino acids. NCBI's taxonomy places the organism in Eukaryota, Metazoa, Chordata, Mammalia, Chiroptera, Rhinolophidae.
GCGCUCUGCCUCGCCCACUGAAGGGCUGACUUGGCUGUGACUUAGCAUGGUGGGGCUAGAAGCUUCUCUCCCCGUUCCUCCUACCUCCCUUAUGGCCCAUGCACGCUCCUCCUCACCCGUUCCUAGUUUGUCUGUCUCUCCACCUGAAGCGGCUGCCCUUUGAGGAGCAUGAGAAGCCAGCCCCCAAGGAGUUCACCCCUAUUCCAGGGGCCAGAGUCACCCUAACCAAUAGGUCCCCGCUGUCCAUAGGUAGGAGUGGUGUUACCCAGGGUACCCUUGCGGGGAGGGGGCUGUGUGCACGCGAAUGGCCUCCAGGAUAAGAGGUGGCGCCGCUCGCGGGACACCUCGGCCUUGCGGGUGACCCCCCAGGUGAGCGCCGGGGUGCGGACGCCCCCCGCCUGCGCCUCUGCCCUCCCACCUGCGGUCAGACUGGUUCCUGGCUUACCUCCAACCACAUGUGCCUCCACAGCGGCCCCUGUUGGCCUCUCCCAAUACAGGGUCCCUGCCUGGGGCCUCAAACCCUGUCUUUGCGGUCAUUACCACCAUUGAGUAAGCUCCCACCCACCUUGUGCCCAGGCCUGACUAUUCUCUAUGGAGUAAAUAUAAAGACUCCUGGGACACCGAGGCUGCACAGUAACCACUCUUACCCAGGUCACAGGCACACUGAAUCUGCAGAGCUGAGUUUCUCCUUCCUCCCAGGCCUGUCCUUCCCUGGCUCCCCGGCUGGCUGUGGCCUUUUCCCACAACUCUCCCCUAUGCCCCUAGAGCCUUCACCCACCACCACCGACCACCAGCACUUACUCCUGAUGUUAGCAGAAUCCUGGGAUGUUCCCAGCCACUCCCUUUUUCCACUCUGUGAUCUAGGGCAAGAUAAUUCCCAUUCUGUGCCUUUUUUUCAUCUGUGAAAUGGGUGCUGUGAGCAUUAGCAGGUAGUAUUCCAGGCCUAGUGAGGGGAGCUAGGCCUUGUACCAGGACAAACCGAGCCCUGCUUACUCCAGCAAUACCCUGUGGUCUGCAUCAAGUGCCAAAUAGCUGCCACCACGCAUCCCCAGAAUGAGAGAUGUUAGUAUAAGGAUGUUGGAUUUGCACCUAGAGCUACCCUGCUCCAGCAACUGGAGGUUUAACUACAGCACUUUCCACUCUUACAACUCUCCUGGGAGGGGACCAGCUUUUGAUGCUGUUCUGAUUUUCCACGUGGGAAAAAGCUGUCCGCAGUAACAGUGUCCUGCCUUCGGCCCCACAACAUGGCAUUGUCUCUACUGCAGUGGGCAGGUGGAAACCCCUUGGAGGUGCCCAGAGGAUUUGGGAGGUGGGACCAUCACAAGAUUGGGGUAGAAGCUGGUCUCCCAAGUUGCAGUGGCCCUGGGAGGAGAGGAGAGACUUGCUUCAAGAAGCCUGGGAGUUGGGGGGCUAGGAGAGAGGUGGAUGUGGUCACAUGGCAGACACAGUGACCCCUCCAUAUGACAUUUCAGAAUGACCCAUCCCGCCCCCCAGUUCCUUCCCACAGAGAUUCAUCCUUCAUCUGCAAAGCAGGGAGGCUUGGCCUAUGGCAUGUACCUGCUGUGUGACCUUGGCCAAGUCCUUUCCCUCUGAACCUUGGCUCUCCCUGUGAAAUGGGCUAAACCCUGCAGCUCCGUGGGGCUGUUGGAGAGUCGGAUGACAUCAUAUAAUGGUUGGCCAACUGCAGAGCGCCUCAUAACUACAACAAACAUUCCACGAGGACUUCUUGGUGCCACUGGUGCCAGGGAGAGGGAUGAUUCAGAAUACCCCACCCCCCAGGGGGAGGAGUUAGGAUUGGGGGAGGAUCAGAUGUUGGAAAGGGAAGAGAAUGCAGUCGGAAAACAAAGCAAGCUUUGUUUUAUUGGCUUCUUUGUUUUUAUCUUGUUAUUUAACCUAUUUUGAAUUUCAAAUAAUAGUCAAAGGGCAAGUAUUGAGAUUUUUAUGUUUGGAGGUGGCAGCAAAGUUCUUGUUUAGGAUUAUUAUCAGCUUUUAUCGGCUGAGGUUCCAGGCCUGUGGAGGUCUCCACCUGAAAGUGAGGGGCUGUCCACAUUUGAGGCACAUCUUGUGCCUUCUCUGUUCUUGGACAGACCAUCUAUAGCUGCUUCCACCAGUCCAGGAGCCAGGCCGUAGGGAGAGACAAGCCAUGGACCGCUCACAGCCUCAGUAUUUGGGGGCAGCACUUUAGGAGAACAGAGGGGCAGCCUCUGUCCACCGCCUUACACUGGGAAGGAGGGGGCUGAGAAGUGGACCCUGAUCCCAGCCCACCACCCACCCUAGGCCCUAAGUGGGCAUGCACCAGCAGCUGUGAACAGCUAGAGCUGAUGCCCGGCCCCCAGGGGGCCAGAGGAGCCCCCGCCAUGAACCUGGGCAAGCUCUCGCCCGUGGGCUGGGUAUCCAGCUCACACGGGAAGAGGCGGCUGACUGCAGACAUGAUCAGCCCCCCACUUGGAGACUUCCGCCACACUAUGCACGUUGGCCGCGGUGGGGAUGUCUUCGGUGACACGUCCUUUCUCAGCAACCACCAUGGCAGCUCCGGGGGCACCCACCGCUCGCCCCGCAGCUUCCUGGCCAAGAAGCUACAGCAGGUGCGCAGAGUGGGGAUGCCGUCCCGGAGGAUAGCUUCCCCACAGGCUCCCUCGCCUGCUCCACCCGCCGUCUCCCCCAUCAUCAAGAAUGCCAUCUCCCUGCCCCAGCUCAACCAGGCCACCUACGACAGCCUCGUGGUGAGCAAGUUCAGCUUCGACAGCAGCCCUGCUGGAUCCACGGACGGCCACUCCAGCUAUGGCCUGGACUCCGGGUUCUGCACCAUCUCCCGCUUGCCUCGCCCAGAAAAGCCUCGUGACCGAGACCGUGACAGUUCCUUCCCCUCUGAGCCUGAGCUUCGCCGCUCUGACUCCCUCUUGUCCUUCCGCCUGGACCUCGACCUUGGGCCCUCUCUCCUCAGCGAGCUGCUGGGGGUCAUGAGCCUCUCAGAAGCCUCUGCAGCUGAGACCCCAGCCCCAGCCUCUGCUGCAACCCCGCCAGCCCCUGCCACAAACCCUCCGUCCUCUGCCACAAACCCUCCAUCCUCUGCCUCAAGCCCUCCACCCCGUGGACACUACCCCAAUGGGGUAACCACUGGCUUGAGCCCAAUGGCUGAGGCGAGGGUCAGCCCGGUGGGAGAGUGUCCCCGCCCACCUGCUGACAUGGCCUCUGGCAGGCACUGGGGAGCAGGCUGGGGCACCCGCCACUACACCGAGGUGGAUGCUCGGCGGGAGCUGAUGGAGGUGCUACCCCAGGCUCGGGCCUCUUGGGAGAGCCUGGACGAAGAGUGGGGGGCACCCCAGGCCGGCAGCAGGGCCCCCGUGCCCCGCAUGGUGCAAGCAAACACCUUUGAGUUUGCCGAUGCUGAGGAGGAUGACGAGGUCAAGGUGUGAGUGGCUGAGCAUGGGCUCAGGACCCGGCCCAGCCUCAGGCCACCGCCCACAAAGAGCCCAGAUGCAGAGCCAGCUCCUCAUCUGACGGCUGGGUCCUGCCAAUAACAGAUGGGAAAACCUGAGUUGCCCCCAAACCCUUCCAGUCCUCUGCAGGAUAGCCAUGGGAGGGAGGCUAGGCUUCUUCUGGGACCUGGAUGUUCCUGAGGGCCCUGCCAGGCUGACCUGCCUCCCCGCACUGCCACUCUGGACCCAACAGCCAUUUCUUCAGCCCUACCCCCACUGGCUGCAGGGACCAGCCUCACAGUGCUGCCUUUGUGCUGGGGAAGGUGACCUUCCUGGGUGGGGGGUAGGAAGCUUACCACACAGGGCCUUUGUUUCCUCCCAAAGGGACCGCCUGCCCCAGCUCAUCCUGGAGCUGCCCCCAGCAGGGUUCCGCUGCACCCCAGCCCUUGCUAAGGCUGCUUCCCCAACAUUCCCACCCCAACCCCCUCUUGUUCCAGAAGCCUCAGAGAAAAAUCAGGUGUGACCCUCCCAACUUCCUGUGCACCCCAGAUCUGCCUCUGGGUCCUGAUUAAAAAAGGCUUUUUUGAUAAAA